Messenger RNA from Cottoperca gobio, 2123 nucleotides. Its product is annotated as SH2 domain-containing protein 4A. Gene Ontology annotation, cellular component: cytoplasm. Lineage: Eukaryota; Metazoa; Chordata; Actinopteri; Perciformes; Bovichtidae. The record is from RefSeq and is a predicted model, not a curated record. The transcript is spliced from 7 exons. The coding region runs from base 669 to 1439 and encodes 256 amino acids.
GUGUGCUGUGCAUGCAAAAUUACCAUUUGAAUGUGACCACAUGUCUAAUCCACUCCUCGUGGAUUCAGAAACGGUGACAAUGCCUUGUUAACACCGGGAAUUUCCCAAGGUGUGCCAUGCCAAGGAAACAUAAAGGAUUGUAAGUGAGAUAAGAGAAGAAAGUGAAGGAAUGAAGAAGGAGGAGACAAAAAGAGAUGAAUGCAGUGAUGUCAGUCUGUCCCACUGCUAUUCAGUAGAAAUGCAGCAGAACAGAGCCAAGCCUGCAUACCACUGCUGCUGCUGACGACUGCUCUGAUCCCACACACAAAGUCACACGUCACACACACACACACGCAUCAUCCGUCCAGACUCACAGAGGAGCUGAAACUCAGAGCAGUGCUGAGAGAUGCGACCGCCUGGCAGCCACUGACUCAGUCGAUCAGGACACACUGUGCCUUCGCCUCCAGAGAGGCCGACACACACUCCUACAGCACAGAGGAAGAGCACUUGACAAAGAACACUUUGCAGCAGUUACACCGCACCUGAUCCCACAUCCUUCAAAGAAAAGGGAACCUGACUCUGGAACAGGAAAAAGGAGCGAUCAUACCCCACCGCUGAAACACGACCCAGUGGACAGAGAGACAAGAGGGGCUGACUGCCGUCUCUGACACCCGGAGAGAAGAAGCAGGAUGCUGGCUAAAAUCCUUGAGGACAUGUGGGUGGAGCCCGAGGUGCUGGAGGCCCUCAGUGAGGAGCAGAAGAGGAUCCUCUUCUUGAAGAUGCGAGAGGAGCAGGUGCGGCGCUGGACAGAGCGGGAGGAGAGGGAGGAGAGGGAAGGAGAUAACAAAAGGCCAAAGAAAGCUGACAAACACGUGAGGUGGCUGCUGGGUCGGGAUGGAGAUGUGAGCGUCAGCGUGAUUGGAGAGGUGGACGAGUUCAGGUCCUCCAAACUCCUCCAGAGCCUCAUGAACAACAGGGUCCACGCUGAUAAUAUGACGAGCGUAAAGACGCCGGACUUGCUGCCAGGAAGAGAAGCCCAGCAGCUCGUCUUUAAAGAAGAAAUCCAGCUAUCCCUCGCAGAGGUUAGCGAUCACCCAGCUUCACCACACGACCAGUGGUCUGAGGAGGACUGCUGCAGCGCCGAUGACGACCUGAAGGACCCCGCCGAGGAUAGUGACGGUGAAUCAGGCGGCGACUGGACUCCUCUCUACAGGCCCCAUUUUAGUAGCCAUGGCAACCGGCCGCCACUCAAAGCCCAGCUGUCACACAUAGAGAGGGCCAGCACGCAGGACAGAGAGAUUGUGUGUCGUGAAGAGAAAAAGUCAGACUUUGGAGGCCGUGUGGCGCAGCUCAGGAAGGCGUUCACAGACGAUCUUCACAGCACACCCGCCCACACCAAACCUCCUAUACCUGCCAAACCUGCUCACCUGCAGAAAAUAAGCACACCCUUGGUCCAUUAAGACUGAAGGUGUGUCCAGCCUGUUACGAGACGACACUGUGUGACCCCACAGAGGCAGAGCCUGCUGUACUGAGUGUAACAAGCUCUGUGCAGAAAAUAAUGGACCCUGAUGAUCCAGGCUGAAGCCACAUACACGGGCAGAAAAGGAGCCUUAGUUGAAUGUAGCGGUGAACUGAGGUACACUUCGUUAGGCCUCGAUUCACGGACCGACCUGCAGACAGAAACGUCUGGAGGGGUGGAUCGAGAGAAAGACUUGAAAAGCUUUUCAACCGAAGCCAACCUGAAUGAGAAAACAGAGCCACUUUGAUGUUGCCGAGUUCAAAUACUCACAUAGUUUGUGAGAUUGACAGGCAGACGCAGAGAGAGACGUCCAGAGACACACAGACUAUUGACUACAGGUGGAAAAUCACUGUGGUGCACUUGGUGAAUGAGUGCUAAUGAAGUUUAUUAUUCAGAAGUCGUAAGCAGAGGUUAUUGGGAGCGGAAACAUGUAUUUGAUAUAAAAUCAUAAUCGGGUCAUUCUGUGCUGUUCAAAAGCUUUAAACUGUUUUAAAUGUGGUUCAUGUAACUUGUCGCUUUACCGUUUUUAUAUCAUUGAAUUUCACAUCUUCAUCCAAUAUAUCCAUCUCUGGUGCAGCGGUUUUUGGGAUACAAUAAAAGGACUGAAUUCUUGGUAAAUAAUGAA